Aricia agestis (brown argus) is the source of this 1833-nucleotide messenger RNA. RefSeq lists its product as uncharacterized. The transcript has 4 exons. The record is from RefSeq and is a predicted model, not a curated record. NCBI's taxonomy places the organism in Eukaryota, Metazoa, Arthropoda, Insecta, Lepidoptera, Lycaenidae. The coding region runs from base 1 to 1833 and encodes 610 amino acids.
AUGGCGAUCGAGCAUUGCGGCAUACCAUUGACAGCAGACGCCAUUAAAACCAAGUUGUUGGACAUGGAAGAAAGUGAAAAUGGCGGUGACAACACUAGCGCUUUCAGUUCCGGUGGCGCAUUCGCGAGUUACAAGAAGAACCGGAAUGUUGGCCACACUGCGACCAAAGACAACGCCCAGAUGUCAAAUACAAUCAUGGUACAUGUGCCCAAACAAAAGAGAUUAAAGUGGGACAGAAAAUCAGAAAAAUGUAUCCUUGUCGGCUAUUCCAAUGAUGUAAAGGGGUACAGGGUUUAUAAUCCGAAGACUGAUGUAAUCACUACCAGUCGAGAUGUGGUAAUAUUGGAGAAGACAGAGGCUGAGAAUAUCAUGGAGGUACGGGAAAAUUGUUCAGAUGAGGUGAGCUUAGUUCCAGUGGGGGAAGAAGAUUCAACUCUUCAAGAAGAUUCACUUGAACAAUCAGAGAGUUUGAACACAGAUGACAGCAGUGAACUGUAUGUACCUUGUGAAGAUGAUACUCUAGAAUAUAGCUCUGAGUCUGUUGCAGACAGUGAAGACUCCAUUAUAUUCAACAAUGUCAACAUGAUCAGAGGUUCUCGGCGUAGGCAGCAGCCGGAUAGAUUUGGAUUCGCCACUUGUGUAGAAAAUGAUAACAUAUUCACAGGCAAAGCUCAGACCGCGUCAACUGACGAUCGCGCUCAAACUUUCUUUUGUAAUUUUAAUUGUACGUUUGAAAAUUGUAUUUCCCGUUUCUUUGAUACGGAAGAAUUACCUAGUGAUAAUUAUUUAACUCCCGCUGAACAAGAAUGUGAAAAUAUUUUCGAACAGACUACGUCGCGAGAUAGUAAUGGUAGGUACUCGGUCGCGCUACCAUUUAAGGCUGACCCCGCGUCGCUAGGAGAGUCUAGGCAUAUCGCCGAGCGCCGCUUUUUAUCUCUCGAACGCCGUUUGUCAGUAAAUCCGCUAGUUAAACGUGAGUACGAUAAAAUAAUAAAUGAGUAUAUAGAAAAGGGUUAUAUUACAAUUGUAAAUAACAACACGCUUAAUUCGAAUCAAUAUUAUGUAAUUCCGCAUCACGCUGUAGUCAGAGGAGAUAAAUUAACAACAAAAGUUCGAAUGGUUUUAAAUGCUAGUAUGAAAACAUCUUCAGGUAUUUCGUUAAAUGAUAUUUUACACACGGGAAGAAAUUUACAAUCGGAUUUGUUUCGAAUUAUUUUAAAUUUCCGACUGUUUCCGGUCGCGGUAAGCGCUGAUAUUCGACAAAUGUUUUUACAAGUGACAGUUAAAGAGUCCUUUCGACAAUAUCAAAGAAUUUUGUAUAGAUUUAACUCGAAUGAGCCUAUUCAAUUGUAUCAGUUUAAUAGAGUAACUUUUGGUAUGACAUGUAGUCCGUACUUAGCCAUGCGCGUAAUACGUCAACUUAUGAACGAUGAACGUUCACGAUUUCCUAUUGCGGUUGCAGCCUUAGAAAAGGACGCAAUAUAUACAGAUGAUGUUGCCCUGAGUUUUAGAAAUACCGCUGAAGCUAUAACCGCGUCAAAACAGCUGAUUGAUUUGUUCGCCGCCGGCGGAUUUGACUUAGUCAAAUUCGCUAGUAAUUCAUCAAAUUUUCUUGGUGCUAUGCCUUCUGAGGCUAGAGUGACCGAUUUAAUUGAUAUAGGUUCAGACGGAAACCUUAAAAUAUUAGGCCUACAGUGGUCGCCCGCUUCAGAUAAUUUCUGUUUUCGCGUUACAGAGGAUGACCGUAAGUGUACUAAACGUAACAUCCUUUCAUUUGUGGCUAGGAUUUGGGAUUUGAUGGGAUUCGUAGCUCCUGUAUUCAACCGCAUGUAA